AGUAAAGAAAGUUAAAAAAUCGCGGACAACCGUUUCGAACUUUUGCAGAUUGAAAAAGUGUAAUUAAUACGAUUAAACUGGUUUUUAUGGGAAAAUAUUUUUAAAGCAACAAUUUUCUAAUAUUGAAAUUAUAAUAUAAAAUAAUUAAGAAAAUAGUGUGACAGUUUUACACAUAUUUUGGAAGUGUGGAAAUGAAAGAUUCAAUGACAAUAAUAACUCCUUCGCCAACAUCCGCUAGUGGUCAGCAGCAAAAAAUGUCUAAUUUAAAACCGAACCGUUCGCGUUUUAUGAUUAACGAUAUUCUAGCUGGUAGUGCCGCCGCUGCUGCUGCCGUUGAGGCAGCUAACGCAGCCAGUGUAGCGGCGGCUGCUGCAUUCUAUAAACAUCAACAACAACAACAUAUAAGCAACAACAAUCUCAGCGGUAACAGCAUUGGAGCUCCACUGUCGUAUACACAGCCUUCACAGCCACCACUGGAAUCUUCAAUGCAUGUGCAACAGCCUCCGCCACCACCACUAACACAUCACUCUGCACAUUUGCAACAUCAAUUGCAAAUACAUCAUUCCCGAACCCCACCAAAUACCCUUAUACCAUUGCAUACUCAAGCUCCCGUUAACGCUGCGGCAACCGCUGCAGCGGUUGCUCAUAAAAUUCAUUUUCCCGUCGGCACAACACAAAUUGGCUCAAAUGGCCUAAAUGUGGCACAAUAUGCAGCUGCCAUGCAACAACAUUACGCAAAUGCUGCUGCCGCCGUACGCGAACUUGAUAACAAUAGCGAUUACCAGGACAACGACGAUUGCGACAGUGAAGUCGGCAGUGGCGGCCACCUGGACGACAACAGUGUUUGUAGUAAUGGUGCUAAGGACGAGGACGGGAAUAGUGUCAAGAGUGGGUCUACUAAUGACACUCAUAGUUUAAGCAAAAAGCAGCGUAAAGCCCGCACUGCAUUUACGGAUCAUCAAUUGCAAACUCUUGAAAAAUCUUUUGAAAGGCAGAAGUAUUUAAGCGUGCAAGAGAGACAAGAGCUUGCUCACAAACUUGACCUAAGCGACUGUCAAGUUAAGACUUGGUAUCAAAAUCGUAGAACAAAAUGGAAACGUCAAACUGCGGUUGGUUUAGAGCUUCUAGCCGAAGCUGGAAAUUUCGCAGCUUUUCAACGACUCUAUGGCGGAACGCCCUAUUUGGGAGCAUGGUCCUAUCCAGGCUCACAGUCACCACACGGUGGCCCUGCCCCCUCGAGUAUUGAUUUGUACUACCGCCAAGCUGCAGCUGCAGCCGCAAUGCAAAAGCCACUUCCUUACAAUUUGUAUACAGGAGUUCCCAGCGUAGGACCACUUACAAGUGUGCCCGUAUCUGCCACGUCACCUUUCUCACAUCUCGCCGCUUCCAGUUCAUUAUCUUCAUUAAGCAGCUACUAUCAAAGCGCCUCAGCGGCAGCUAUGGCUGCUGUAGCUGGUACAUCUUCUGGUACUAAUUGUAUUGCUGUCGACAAGCCAAUCACUUCACCAUCAUUAGCGGUCAUAGCAACAGCAGCUGCACCCGGACCUCAAAGUAAUGUGACGAAUGAUCAGCGAUGCACAUCACAUUCUCCCACGCAGCAAUCGCCUUUAAGACAUUUUGAGAACGCUCGCUCUCCCAGUCCUACUCUUAAUCCAGGAAGCCCACCAGGCCGAUCAGGUGAUAAUUCGCAGCUCCAGUCUGACGAAGAGGAUCAAAUCCAAGUGUGAGUUUGAAAUUAGCCAAUGAUUAAACGUUAAAUACUUCUUCUUUUAUGAAUUCAUAUGCAUGUACAUAUAGUAUGUAUUAUAAGUACAUACAAUUCAUAAAAACAUAUAAUUUCAUUGUAGGUAAUUUUAGUAGGCCCAUACGUUGAGGUACAAUAUGUACAUAUACACAUGUCGGUCUCUAUUUUUUGGCAAUUUACUCUUGUAUUUUCGCUACUGUAAUAAGUUAAUCAAUUAUAUAUUCGCCAUUGCUGUUUACAAGCUAUUCCCACCUCUAGACCAUUUUGUUGAUGCCGUUCCGCCAAAAAUCGCUUGGGCUGGUGUCAAAGAAGUUGUUGAGCCAGUUUUUAAGGUCCUCUUUGUUAUCGAAGGUAACACCCUUCAUAUGGUUUGACAGGGAGCGGGAAAGAUGGUAAUCGGUCAGUUCAAGGACCGAAGAAUACGGCGAAUGCUGAAAUACCACCCAUUCGAGUUCUUGGAGUGCGGUUUUGACGACUUGUGCAACAGCCUGGCGUUGUCGUGAAGGAAUAUGGUUUGACCAUGUCGAUCAGGUCUUUUCAGUCGAAUAGCCUCAUUCACGCGGUUUAGCUGGGCUAUGCUGAGAAGGCGACUGCCUUUGUUUUUUCGUUCAUUCAUGUAAUUAGUUCAUCCAUAUUAACCAAUUGAAAAAAGUCUUUAUAACUACUCACCCUGGUCAUCGCGAAAUAUCCAUUAUACGAUCUUUGAUGGUCAAGUUGAAAAUAUUAUAGCGUGCGCAAGGAAUUACUUGAUUACCAAUCAGCUGCACCGUUCUUUAGUUUGGUGCGGACAAAUUUAAUUUUGGGUUUUUCGUGGCACCCGAUUCCAGCCCUAAUCAUAACGCUGCUUUUAUCGAUUCCGGAGUAUCUUCUAUUCUUUACGAAAGGCAUGCUAAUAAUUUUCAACCCAUCUGGACUACCUGAAUACUUUUUUGUAUCUUCCAAGUAAUACACUUCUCUCCAAUUCCAAUUCAGCCAUUUUGUGUGCUUGCAUUUUAACACCUUAGAUUUUUUAAAUGAGUAGGGUUUAUUCUUAAUACCGGCCUCAGCCGCGAUUCCACGAGCGGUCAUACAUGAGCCGUCUUCGAUUCGCCACUUCUUUGUUCAAUUGAUGAACAAAUUUUAUGUGGAGGCAACAACAAAGUCGAGUAAGAUUCACAACUCGCUACAUUCAAUGUUGCCAACUCUCUUUUCUGAUAUUAGCCAAGCUUCAUUAGGUCGCGCUCAUAAAGGUAACCUUUUGCUGCUUUAACUUUGCGAAUUCUCCUUUAGUGUUCCCCGUCGACAACACUAAGCGUGUUGACCGAGCACGAUAAACUCUGUAUACCUCUCCUUUCCUCGUCUUCAACUUUUCCCCGAGUGCUUUCAAACAAAUGUAGUUUUCAGGCACUCAUUUAUUUCAUCAGAGGAUCACUUUUUACCAAACCCAUGCCCGAUUUACAACUAAAAAUAUAUCACAUAAUUUAAACUUCAUUUUAUGAGUAACUUAACCAUUUUACGACGGCUAAUAUCACCGCUUUUUGCUUUCUAAAAUUCAACUGCUCGUGUAUGGUUCCAAAGAGUGGUAUAUUUUUUUCGAAUGAAUAGUUUCGUUUUUGCAUUACAGUUACAGUAGUUAAACGAUCAGUAAUAGCUGAAAAAUUUAAUAUGCUAGUGUUUUGGCGGAUCUUAUGUAUGUACUAUGUAUGGAAAAGCAUGUAAAAUUUCGUGUAAAUUUCGCACAGAAAAUGUGUACGAGUAUGAUACGAGUACUGAUUAGGGCAAAAUACGCUAAAAUCUCCUAUAGUGUUUUGAAACUUAAUUCUUAAGGAAAAAAAUUCUUUUUGUGUGAAUUUUCAAUAUUGAUAAAACUAAUAUAACAGUAAUGAUAUUUAUGUAAUAUAUUAAAUGUAUUUAAGAUUUAUAGCCAAGGCAAUAGUGAAAUAAGCGUAACUAAGUAUAAUAAUUGAAUAUUUAAAAUGUAUAAGAAGCCUUUCCAAUGUAAAGAUGUAUUUACUAUAUUUUUCAUUUUAUUUUAAUAUCUAAACUUAG
This is a messenger RNA of Anastrepha ludens (Mexican fruit fly), 3772 nucleotides long. RefSeq names its product homeobox protein B-H1-like. The record is from RefSeq and is a predicted model, not a curated record. The transcript is spliced from 3 exons. Lineage: Eukaryota; Metazoa; Arthropoda; Insecta; Diptera; Tephritidae. Gene Ontology annotation, molecular function: DNA-binding transcription factor activity, RNA polymerase II-specific; RNA polymerase II transcription regulatory region sequence-specific DNA binding. Gene Ontology annotation, cellular component: nucleus. The coding region runs from base 192 to 1727 and encodes 511 amino acids. Gene Ontology annotation, biological process: regulation of transcription by RNA polymerase II.